AUGAACAUGACAAACAACACUAUGGUGACAGAAUUCACCUUGCUGGGCAUCCCUGAGACAGAGGGCCUGGAGAAUGUCCUACUCUUCCUGUUCUCAACAUUAUAUGCCUGUGCCUUGCUGGGAAACUUGCUCCUUCUUACUGCAGUCACCUCCUCCCCACGACUCCACACACCCAUGUACUUUUUCUUGAGCAACCUCUCUAUCUCUGACAUGGGCUUCUGUUCCACUACAGCUCCCAAGAUGUUGUCAUAUCUCUCAGGAAGGGGUGGGGGGAUUUCUUUCCAGGGAUGUGUUGUACAACAUUUCUUCUAUCAUUGUAUUGGAUGCGUUUUGUGCUUCCUGUACACAGUGAUGGCCUAUGAUCGCUUUGUUGCCAUAUGCUUCCCUUUGAGAUACACAAUCAUCAUGAACCACAGAGUAUGCUGUGUCUUGGCCACAGGGACCUGGAUGAGUGGCUGUGUGCAUGCCACCAUCCUAACUUGCCUCACUUUCCAGUUGCCCUACUGUGGCCCCAGUGAGGUGAGUUAUUACUUCUGUGACAUGCCUGCAGUGUUACUGCUAGCCUGUGAAGAUUCCUCUCUAGCACAGAGGGUAGGUUUCACAAAUGUUGGUCUUUUAUCUCUCAUUUGUUUCUUUCUCAUUGUUGUGUCCUACACUCGAAUUGGGAUCUCCAUCUCAAAAAUCCGCUCAACAGAAGGCAGGCAGAGAGCGUUCUCCACCUGCAGUGCUCACCUCACAGCCAUCAUGUGUGUCUAUGGACCAGUCAUCGUCAUCUACCUACAGCCCAACCCCAGCCCAUUGCUUAGUGCAAUUAUUCAGAUUUUCAACAAUCUUGUGACACCCACCAUCAACCCAUUGAUCUACAGCCUGAGGAACAAGGAUGUGAAAGCAGCCCUGAGGCAUGUAUUUCUUAAGAGAUGUCUUAGCCUGGAAGUAAAUGAAAACAUCUAA
This is a messenger RNA of Mus musculus (house mouse), 951 nucleotides long. RefSeq names its product olfactory receptor family 10 subfamily D member 4B (gene Or10d4b). The transcript has a single exon. Gene Ontology annotation, biological process: signal transduction; G protein-coupled receptor signaling pathway. The record is from RefSeq and is marked provisional. Gene Ontology annotation, cellular component: plasma membrane; membrane. Bases 1 to 951 code for a protein of 316 amino acids. Gene Ontology annotation, molecular function: olfactory receptor activity; G protein-coupled receptor activity. NCBI's taxonomy places the organism in Eukaryota, Metazoa, Chordata, Mammalia, Rodentia, Muridae.